AUGCAGCAUAUCCAUUUAGAUUUAGAUCCUUUUGGUAGUGACGAUUGUGAGGAUGAAUUAUCUUCAUCAGAAGAUGAAGAGUUGAUAAACAUUGAGAACGAAAGAGAGGACAAUUCAGAAACGAAGUAUGAUGAUGACGUGGGAGGGAUUGAUGAUCAAAACGAAAUUAAAGCGGCAGUAAACCAAUCCACUCUAAAGAGAGAUGAAAGCCUGGGAGCAACCCAGAUUCAAAUAGGGUCAAGUUUGGCGGCCUUAGGCAAGGCUCUUUCUGUUCUUCUCAAUAUGGAUGAGGAAACAAAUCUACCCUUAAUUGAGGCGAUAAGUGAUGCAGCUAGACUUCUGGCUGACGUACAUUUUCAAGAAUCAGAGUCUCAUAGAGCUUUGGUGAGUCUUACUCUUAAAAAGGAUCUUAAGGACACCUUGAUCAAUGCAGCAUAUGAUGGUUGGGGAAAGCCGAGAAUUUACACGGACACGCCAGAAAAAGAGAGGCUUCUAGAAUUGGCAAAUAUAAAGGAGCAAAAAAAAUGUAUAAAAGAACAGAGGCAGCGUGCGAAAGAGCUUAAUACAGCAAGAAAGUUGCUAGGAUUGUGUCCUGACAAAUCUAAAAAGCAGGCGAAGAAAAUCAAGAAUCGUAAAUUGUCUGAAACAGCAAGUGAUUCCACAAGUUGUUCCGGCUAUUUUGAAAUUAAAGAUUCAUCUUCCGAUUCAAACUUCUGCCCAUCUAAUGAGAAUACCAUUUCUGCUGAGGAAAUUGAAGUGGUAAAAAUAUUUUACCAAGAUAUAUCCUACAAAUUUUUAUAA
Messenger RNA from Brassicogethes aeneus, 801 nucleotides. The record is from the annotation of a GenBank genome assembly. NCBI's taxonomy places the organism in Eukaryota, Metazoa, Arthropoda, Insecta, Coleoptera, Nitidulidae.